Chrysochloris asiatica (Cape golden mole) is the source of this 985-nucleotide messenger RNA. It is a transcript of the gene PIM3, whose product is annotated as pim-3 oncogene. Lineage: Eukaryota; Metazoa; Chordata; Mammalia; Afrosoricida; Chrysochloridae. Bases 8 to 985 code for a protein of 325 amino acids. Gene Ontology annotation, molecular function: protein serine/threonine kinase activity; ATP binding. The transcript has 6 exons. The record is from RefSeq and is a predicted model, not a curated record. Gene Ontology annotation, biological process: regulation of mitotic cell cycle; protein autophosphorylation; negative regulation of apoptotic process. Gene Ontology annotation, cellular component: cytoplasm.
GCCCGCGAUGCUGCUCUCCAAGUUUGGCUCCCUGGCGCACCUGUGCGGGCCCGGCGGCGUGGAUCACCUCCCGGUGAAGAUCCUGCAGCCAGCCAAGGCGGACAAGGAGAGCUUCGAGAAGGCGUACCAGGUGGGCGCCGUGCUGGGCAGCGGUGGCUUCGGCACCGUCUACGCGGGCAGCCGCCUCGCCGACGGGCUCCCGGUGGCCGUGAAACACGUGGUGAAGGAGCGAGUGACCGAGUGGGGUAGUCUGGGCGGCGCGGCCGUGCCCCUGGAGGUGGUGCUGCUGCGCAAGGUGGGCGCGGCGGGCGGCGCGCGCGGCGUCAUCCGCCUGCUGGACUGGUUCGAGCGGCCCGACGGCUUCCUGCUGGUGCUGGAGCGGCCCGAGCCGGCGCAGGACCUGUUCGACUUCAUCACGGAGCGCGGCGCCCUGGCCGAGCCCCUGGCGCGGCGCUUCUUCACGCAGGUGCUGGCUGCGGUGCGCCACUGCCACGCGUGCGGGGUGGUGCACCGCGACAUCAAGGACGAGAACCUGCUGGUGGAUUUGCGCUCGGGCGAGCUCAAGCUCAUCGACUUCGGCUCGGGCGCGCUGCUCAAGGACACGGUCUACACGGACUUUGACGGCACUAGGGUGUACAGCCCGCCGGAGUGGAUCCGUUACCACCGCUAUCAUGGGCGAUCUGCCACCGUAUGGUCUCUGGGUGUGCUGCUCUACGACAUGGUCUGCGGGGACAUCCCCUUUGAACAGGAUGAGGAGAUUCUGCGGGGCCGCCUCUUCUUCCGCAGGAGGGUCUCCCCAGAGUGCCAGCAGCUGAUUGAGUGGUGUUUGUCCCUUCGCCCUUCCGAGCGGCCCACCCUAGAGCAGAUUGCCGCCCACCCCUGGAUGCUGGGGGCCGACGGCGCCCUGGAGACCUGUGACCUGCGGCUUUGUGCCAUGCACCCCGACGAUGGCGCCAGUACCACCUCCAGUAGUGAGAGCUUGUGA